Ogataea philodendri is the source of this 825-nucleotide messenger RNA. RefSeq lists its product as uncharacterized. The transcript is spliced from 2 exons. NCBI's taxonomy places the organism in Eukaryota, Fungi, Ascomycota, Pichiomycetes, Pichiales, Pichiaceae. The record is from RefSeq and is a predicted model, not a curated record. The coding region runs from base 1 to 825 and encodes 274 amino acids.
AUGAUGGUGCGGAUGUACUUGAUGACCUUAGCGUGCGAGUCUGGUUUGGAGAAUGUCCGUUUGGCUGGUGGCUGUGGCAACGACACCUCGUCUGCCACGGGCUCUGGGCCAGAGUCCUCGGAAAACUUGCGGGUGACAAGUUCUGUGGUUAUUUGUUCUUCUUUGCUGUGUAGCUUGGGUGUUUGCAGGUCGAUUGGCGACGGAGGCAGGUUCCCCAAAGAGAACCCGUCAAAAAGCGGGUCCACGCUCAACGUCAACGGAGAGGCCGGGAACCCGGUUGAAUGUGCCCUGACCUCGCCGCUGGAGUUGCCGUUGAAGUCUUUGCGCUGGUCAAUGGCAGGGCUCGGGAAAAACCGCGACAUGCGGUGCGACACAGGCGUCUCGUCGAUGGAUCCGGUGCUGGCCCACAGCACGGGCGAGACCUGUGCGUUGGGGUCGUGCCAGGGAGGCUGCGACGAGCUGAACGAGCUGCGCGACGUAUCCAUCGAGCUUGUCUCGAACAUUGCGCUGGAGAUCUCGUUGCUCAGGUCGUUCCACAGUCGGCUGGACACCUCGUCGGGGAACGAGCCACGGCCCGCAAAAGCGGCCCCCUCAGAAAGCGUGCGCGACUCCUGCGGGAAUAUCACUGGCGAUUCCCGUUGCGAGGUGGACUUAUUCCACACGUGCGACCCGUUGGGACUGGACGUGCUGGACCAGAUGUUCGCCGUGGCGGGCGACUUGCGCGACAAUCCAAGCGUCUUGAUCCCCUUUUCCAGCCCCACAGACUUGCUGCCGAACGAAUUGGUGCGAUUAGAAAUACCUAUACCAGGCGACGGCUCCGACUGA